This is a messenger RNA of Prorocentrum cordatum, 2896 nucleotides long. Lineage: Eukaryota; Dinophyceae; Prorocentrales; Prorocentraceae. The record is from the annotation of a GenBank genome assembly.
GCUGGCCCACAGGAGCAACGGCGCGGAGCUGCUGUCCCAGUGCCUGGCGGCGUUCUUCGGUGAGCUGCUGGCAAUCAUCAGCGACUACCGUGGGGACGUCAUCAAAUUCAGCGGUGACUGCCUCACUUCCAUUUCCCGGACUUCGACGACACCAAGUGCAGUGCAUAUCCAAAGAACGAGGGGAGAGAUCCCACCGCACGGCUCGUACGGUCAUCCAGACUUGGGGCCGAUGGCCACGGCGGUGCUGAGGGCAUCCGCCUGCUGCUUGGAGAUCCACAAGCGCUUCCACAACUACGACACGAGGGCCCUGCGGCAGGUCUCCUGGGCCCUGCGGCUGGCCAAGACGGGUCAGACGUGCCUGAGCCCCGAGGCCUGGCGCCACGUGGGCGGCUUCGCCGUGGAGGGGCCCGAGAUCCUGGAGAGCCCCUCGUUUCACCUGCUCGAGGGCCUGCACGCCGCCAAGAUGUUCGACUGCCGGCGAGAUUACCAGUUCCAGCGCAGGGAGCUUCGCGUGAUCCGGCGUUUCAUCCCGUCCACCGUGUUCAAGCAGAUCGAGUCCGACACGCUGGCGUACGUCAACGAGAUGCGCAACGUCUCGACCUGCUUCGUCCACGUCGCGGUCGCGGAUCUAAUGACCGAUGAGGGGCCCAAGCUGGCCCAGGACCUCACUUCUCUGGUGCAGACGUGCUGCUACCAGCACGAGGGAACCUUCAACAAGUUCCUCGCGGACGAGAGGGGCCUCAAGUUUCUCCUGGUGUUCGGCCUGCCCCCGCUGGUGCACACCGACGAUCCCACCCGCGCUGUGCUGGCCUGCUUCGACAUGGCAAAGGAGUUCCAGAACCUCAGGUUGGACGCCAAGUUCGGCAUCACCACUGGCCGCAGCUUCUGCGGGCUCUACGGCAGCACCAGCAGGAUGGAGUACACCGUCGUCGGGGAGCGUGUCAACCUGGCCAACCGCCUCAUGAUCCACGCGUCGCCAGGGAUGAUCCUGUGCGACGAGGAGACGAAGGAGCAUGCCACCACGGAGAUUAUCUGGUACGCCCUGGCGGCCAUCAAUGUCAAGGGGAAGGAUGCGGCUGUGAAAAUCUUCUCUCCAGAGAAGAAGCCCCAGGCGGAGUACAUUGGGCUGCACGAGAACACCAUCCACUUCCCGUGGUACGACAACCCUUUUGGCGGCAUCUCUCUGUCCGCAAAGUGCGACGCGUCCACCUUCCACACGAACAUGCUGCAGCUCUGCAGCGUGAAGACGUGGGACGGCAUCCAGCAGGUGCAGAAACUGCUCGGCGGCCAGUUCAACAAGGCGCUCUACCUAAGCGACCGCGACCGCCACACACUCCAUGACUCCUCGAAGGCGGAGCCGUCGCUGAAGUCGAUGAAGACAAGCGCCUCGAUGAUGGGGCCUCCAGAGAACAGCCCCUUCAGACAUGGCGGCGUCGUGGUCAUCGCGGGCGAUACCGGCACGGGGAAGAUCGAGCUCGCCGAGCACAUCGUUGCUCAAUCGUUGAUGCGCUUUCGGAUGCUGCCUGUCUUCGCCACCAUGGGCCCCAGGCCGUGCGGCGGCAAUCGAGCGGUCUCGGAGCUGCUAAGGAGCAUCCUUGGAGUCUUUCGCCACCUCGACCCCUCUGUGCCGUCGGACGAUGCCCAGGCGCUCGCGCGGGUGAUCCCCGAGUCGGAGGCGCACAACCUUCCGAGGCUGCAGAGGGCGGUCUGCGAGAGCUCCUGCGCGGACAUGCCCGGCUUCAGCGAGGCCGAGCUCGGCUCCGCCUGCGAGCUGCUGUCGGCCCUCGGCGACCAGACGUCGAUCCUGAUCGUGAUGCAGUUCGAGCACGGCACGAGCCGCUUCCCGUGGGCGCUCAGGGAGGACCUGGGCAACUUCUGGAAGAUGGUGGACACGCUGACCGCGAAGCAGACAGGCAAGGAGCCGAUCUGUAUGCUGCUCCUCGUCAAGGACGUCGUCGCGGAGAGCCCGGCGGUGCAGGACGCGUACCUGAACCUGGCCCUCGUCGGCCUCGACGAGGAGAGCCUCGCGCAGUACGUGAGCAUCUACCUGGGCGUCCCCCUGGAGGCGGUGGACCCGGAGCUCCAGAAGCUCGUGUCCAGGGUGACCCAGGGCAACCCGCUGCACAUCCGGGAGAUGAUCUCCGAGCUGCAGCGCACGCACCUGACCUUUACUGAGGGGCCCAACAAGCAGACUGUCCGGGUCGAGUGCAUCGACCCGGACAAGAUCGAUAUCUCCUCCUGGCAGCACACCGCCAUGGUGUCGGGCACCGUCUGCCAGCUCGAAGGGCUGGACCCGCGGGAGGCUGCGGUGGUCAAGAUGGGCGUGUGCUUCAAGGGCACCUUCACACUGACCGACCUCGCGGCCAGAAUGUGCUCGCGCUAUGCUGGCUCCACGCGGCUUGACCAGCUGCUGCUGUACAGCAAGAUGCGCGAGCUGGAGAAGCGAAAGUUCAUCGAGCGCGUUACGGAGACCCGCCCGACGUGGGUCUCGCGGCACUCCUCGCAGCUGGACGCCUCGAAGCGGAUGUCGCAACUCAGCGGCCCCAGCUUUGCUGCCGCCAGGCGGACGGCCCCGUGCUUCAGGAUGACCAGCAAGCUCAUCAGCUCCGUCGGGGGAUCCAUGGUGCUGGAGGCGCAGAAGAAGGCGGUCAAGCGGCAGGCCCUGAUCGAGCGUGUCCUGCAGGAGCGGCAGGGGUCCCUGAUCUGCGACGCUGGCGCGCACAGGACGGGGGCGCACAUCCCGUGGUACUACGAGCAGGCCUUCCUGCGGAUGCGGGAUGUCCAGGCGCAGGGCGAGCUGUCGGAAGGGGGCUGGCAGCCUCUGGGUACCGAUGGCACCGGCGGGUCGGGGCCCGAGGCAGACGGCCAGCCGCAGAGGCAGUGCUGCUCCAUGUGA